CUCAAAAAAAUAAAGGUGAAUUUUAUGUUAUGUGAAAUUCAAAUAUUAACUGUAAUUCAAUAAAAAAGAUCUUAAAUAUUUCAUCAUUCAUAAUACAUGUGAGUUAUCUUUCCCCUGUCUAUAUUUCCUUUACAAUCGGCCACCAUCGAAAAGUUGAGGAAGCCUACAGCUCUCAGGAGCAGUCCUUUGAGCUUGGGUAGGGGCACUUAGAAUGGUCCAACAUUUGACAUACCAUUGUAAGCUUUCCUACAAUACAGCCUCUAACAAAACUAGGCUGUCCCAAACCCCUGGUAACAUAAUUGUUUACCUUUAUACAAAGAAGGUUGGGAAAGCACCAAAUUCUGCAUGUGGUGUGUGCCCAGGCCAACUUAAAGGGGUUUGUACUGUGAGACCUGAAGUUCUUAUGAGAUUGUGCAAAACAGAAAGACAUGUCAGCAGGGCCUAUGCUGGUUCCAUGUGUGUUAAAUGUGUUCAUGACAAGAUCAAGCGUGCUUUCCUUAUCAAAGAGCAGAAAAUCGUGAAAGUGUUGAAGAGUCAGAAAGCUAAAUAA
Molecule: messenger RNA, 550 nt
Organism: Chlorocebus sabaeus (green monkey)
Lineage: Eukaryota; Metazoa; Chordata; Mammalia; Primates; Cercopithecidae
Source: RefSeq, a predicted model, not a curated record